Molecule: messenger RNA, 628 nt
Organism: Aspergillus ibericus CBS 121593
Lineage: Eukaryota; Fungi; Ascomycota; Eurotiomycetes; Eurotiales; Aspergillaceae
Exons: 1
Coding region: 118-450 (110 amino acids)
Source: RefSeq, a predicted model, not a curated record
UUCUGCUCCUACUCCUUGUCACUAACCUCUUCAAAGCGGGCCAAAAACAUCCUGAUGAGAUUUUAGCUCGCAUUCCACAUCAUCCUAUACUAUCCACUCCUAUCUUUCAUCCCGAUCAUGUUUUCCUCCAACCCAGAUAACAAACCCCCGCGCACUCACCCAACCCGCCAAGAGAUGGACGAAAUCGCGAAGUCAUUAAUCGGCAAACCGGCGCCUCCGAUGCCAACUGUCCUACCGGACUUGAUUUCGAUUGAUGGGCAUCAGUUUCCGAUUAAUCGGGAGGGAGUUCCGCAGGCUAUCACUGAUAAGCUGGAGGAUAUUUUGGAGAUGGGUGGGACGUAUGAGCAGAUUCCGCCUGAGGUAUUGGAGUAUGAGCUGAAAGGGGAUGACUAUGUGCGGGAUGAGGAGGAGGGGGGUGGAGAUGGGGGUUCUGCGAGGGAUGGGAAGUGAGAAAUAGUAGGGGUGGGUUUAUUUGGAUGGCGGACCGCAGACAAUUUCAUGAAAUGUCUUUUCCUCAAGUUAAACCACUGCCACAUAUGCUUUAUGUAAAGAAGUAUAUGCGCCUCUAGUUCUAAGCUUCCCACUGAUAUCAUUUUAUAGAACCAGGAAGUGAAAAUAUGUUAAUAAU